Messenger RNA from Prorocentrum cordatum, 920 nucleotides. Lineage: Eukaryota; Dinophyceae; Prorocentrales; Prorocentraceae. The record is from the annotation of a GenBank genome assembly.
GGCGCGGACAGUUGGAUCUAAUGAUUGCACAUAGCGGUACCGCCGUCGCCGUUGCUAUUGCAGCGCCGCGGAUCGACAAGGGCGGAGCUUUGCAGCCAUACGGCGCGAGGCAGCGUUUUUGUUCCCGCCCCGUCGCGCGGCAAAGAGAGGAGAUGGGACGACGUUGACGAACGUCGCCUCCCGACGGACUGACGUUGCUUCCAUGACAAGCGCUGCACGCGGUGGGCGCACGAUCUUUGUGACCGUCGGGACCACGUCCUUCGACGCCCUGAUAGAGCAGGUGGACACCAGGGAGUUUCACCGGGAAGCUCGGGCAGCGGGCUACGACCGGCUGCUGGUGCAGCACGGCCGGGGCGACCGGGAGCCGAAGCUGGGCAGGCACGGCGAGGACUCGGCUGACCUGCUGGAGGUGACGGCGUACCGGUUCAAGCCGAGCCUCUUGGAGGACGUGGAGGCGGCCGAUCUGAUCGUCUCGCACGCGGGGGCGGGCUCCAUCCUGGAGGCCCUCCGCGCGGGGAAGCGCCUGCUUGUGGUGGUUAACCCCAGCCUCAUGGACAACCACCAGCUCGAGCUCGGAGAGGCCAUGUCGCAGUCCGGCUUCUGCGCGAUGGCCGCCAGGCCCGAGGAGGUGCCCAGCGCCUUCCGGGCCGCGGCCGAGGCGGAGCCCAAGGUCUACCCGGCCCCCGACCUGGCGCGGUUUCACCGAGCCGUGCAGGAGGCAUGCGGAGUGGCGCCUUGCGCGGCGCCCGAGGCGGCGGCGAGCUGAGGCAAAACAGCGGUUUCGUUCUCAUCCUGUCGUCGUCAUUGUCGUCGUUCUUCUCGUCCUCCCAGCAAAGAGAGGACCGCUCGCGUCAGCCGUUCCAUCAUGGCGCGACUGACCUGUCGCCUGUUCUUGAUGCCGAUGUCCUGAAUGUUGCCCC